CCCGUAAACUGUCGAGGGACAUAUGAAGACCGACGAACGGUGGCCGACAUCCGUUAUCCACGAGUGCCGCCGUUGUGAUGAAUUAUGGGGGAUGUUGGACGCGUUCGUUGAUGGAAAUGUGUUUUGCGAUAUGCUGAACUGAUGGGCGGGACUUGCGAGAACGUGAGGGAAGGGCUGCGCACGCCGCAUACAGGGAUGGCCGUGAUAAGCCCUGCCUAGUCUGGGUUCAUUGGGCCAACAUUGGGGACUAGCUCCACCCGGCCUAGUCCUGCCGUCUGCAUCAAAAACUUCUGGAUCUCCAAAGACGCGACAACUGAAUAAAACAACAGCCAAUCGUCAGAAUGCCACCAAAGAGGAAGAGAGAAGCCGCCGAGAGCGCCGCAAAGGCAAAGGCGCUGAAAAGCACAAAGGAAGCAGUUGCCUCAACCCCAAAGCAGCCGGCAACCAAGGAAAAUGCGAUCCGCAAGAGCAAGGAAGCUGCAGCCAACGGGAAGAUGGACGUGAGUAUGAGCAAACUUCAAAUCGAUUCCACAACAGAAGUCGAAGAUGCCGUUCCCGAUGUCACGACUGUCCAAGUCAUAACUGGCUCCUACGAGAGGGUUCUACAUGGAUUCGCAGCUGCUCUUCCCAGCAGUCUCUUCACUGGACAAGACGAUGCAUCGACACCUGAGGCAGACAGGUCAAAAGUGGAUUUUACCGACACAUUCCUUUUCAACGCCCAUGCGUCUUCCAUCCGCUGCCUUGCUCUGUCUCCUCUUUCAAAUGAGACAUCUAAAAUCACACUGGCCACAGGCAGCACUGACGAGCGCAUCAACCUGUAUUCCAUCUCAACAGCACCACCUGUCGCCUCCAAGCUCAGACCAAAGCUGCCUUCUCUACAUGGCGGCUCCAUCACCGAGAACCCCAAGAACAAGGAACUCGGCUCAUUACUUCAUCAUUCAUCAAAUAUCACAGCCCUCUACUUCCCCACGAGGGCAAAGCUUCUAAGCUCCGCAGAAGACAGCACAAUCGCUAUCACAAGAACGCGCGAUUGGACCGCACUUUCAACCAUCAAAGCACCGAUACCGAAACCUCAGGGCCGACCAAGCGGAGACACAGCCGGACCCGGCGAAGUGCCUUCUGGAAUCAAUGAUUUCGCCGUGCACCCCAGCAUGAAGCUUAUGCUCAGCGUAGGCAAGGGCGAAAAGUGUAUGCGGCUCUGGAACCUCGUAACGGGAAAGAAAGCCGGCGUGUUAAACUUUGACCGCAACAUCCUGGCCGCAGUAGGCGAAGGGCGCUUUGCGUCCGGCGAGGGCAGGAGGGUAAUCUGGGAUAAGGAAGGCGAAGAAUUUGCAGUGGGCUUUGAACGCGGUAUCGUUGUUUUCAACAUUGAAUCCAAGCCAAAAGCAAAGAUUGCACCAACCCCGAGGACAAAAAUCCAUCAAAUGCACUACUUGCCGUCGGAGUCGCAUCAGGCCACGCUACUAGUGUCCACAGAAGAUGGCCGCGUACUUCUCUACGAUACAGCCACCACAAUACCAACCGAAACAUCAGAAAAGAACAAGGACGAUGUGCCAGCUGCCAGAUUAGUCGCUCAAAUUGGUGGCCCAGCUGCAGGCAUGACGAAUCGUGUCAAGGACUUCGAAAUCGUAUCUCUCUCGCAAACAAGCUUCCUUAUCGUCACUGGUAGCAGCGACGGCACAGUGCGCUUUUGGUUCUUGAGUACGGAUGAACUGAAGAGUGACGAUGCGGGCAAGGCAAAGGGCUUCACUGCAGUUCAGGUUGGCAAACUGCUUGGGUCGUAUUCCACAGGCACCAGAAUCACAUGCUUGAAGGCUUUCUCCAUGACUGGCAAGCCUGAUGCAGAGGAGGAGGAGGAGGUCAUCGAGAAGGAUGGAAGUGCGUCGAGUAGUGAAGAUGAUAGCGAGUAGAACACAGUUGCAGUUGUAGCAUUAAUGAUACCACCCUGUUCUUGCGACUUGAUCA
Messenger RNA from Alternaria alternata, 1965 nucleotides. Its product is annotated as 60S ribosome biogenesis protein Mak11. NCBI's taxonomy places the organism in Eukaryota, Fungi, Ascomycota, Dothideomycetes, Pleosporales, Pleosporaceae. Gene Ontology annotation, molecular function: protein binding. The record is from RefSeq and is a predicted model, not a curated record. The transcript has a single exon. The coding region runs from base 342 to 1910 and encodes 522 amino acids.